UAUACCCCAGGAUGUGCUGCGCCACAAGCUGAUGGUAGAAACACUGUUUGCUCAGCUAAGAUUGUGGAGCCUGACUCGAACUGAAACCUCCUUCGUAUUGGGGAGGGGGUGGUGAUCGGUCUUGGUGGCGUUCAAUGGUAAAGGUAUGCCGGUCAACCUGCGCAUCCUGGCCGUGUGCUUACUGCUCCGGCUCCACACUGCAGGGUGCUUACCGGAAGAUCAUGAACACUUUGAGACAAGAGGUCGCAAAAUGCCAUUUAGUGGUGGAAAACCAGCAUUUAUCUAUCACCAAAUACAAAGCAUUGAUAAAAGUGUGGACUUAACUGGUGUAGAAAUGCAAAGAAGCAGAUUCAGUGAGCCAUUGCUCAGCAAGUACAUAGACCGAGGCAGACCCCACCCUGCUAUGAUUGUCAAAUCCACUUUGCCAAGAGUCUCAAGUGAUCGAAGCACUCACUCUGUCACAAACGAUGACCAGUGGUCAGAAAUUGAAAACCUGCCUAUUCCAGAAGAAGACUUGGUAUCAGUGGCAAUGCAAAUGGAUGUAAAAAGAAUGAAUGUUACUUUACUUCGGAUAUUCCGUGAAGGAAUUGCUGCUGCUUUGGGACUUUUGCCACAGCAAGUUCAUAUUAAUCACCUUGAUGAAAAGAAAAACUGCAUUGAAUUUUAUAUCUCGCCAAUAAAACGUGAACGUGGCUUAUUACAUCCAAUACCUUCUGAAGAAGUGAUACAAUCACUCAAUGUAAACAUGAUGCACCAAAGUCUCUCUGAAUUUGGUAUCACGCAGGUUAUCCCUGAGAAAAAUGCUUUGCGUGGAGAACACAGAAGAGAUGGGCUGUGGAACAAGGAAGGUGUCUACACUGUUGUCAUUUUCCUCACUGCCUUUGUUAUUAUCAUUACGUGUUUGAUGUUCCUGUACAGGUUGAAGGAGAAACUUAAAUUUCAAAUCGACCAGGAUAAGCAACAGCAUCAACAGGUCAAUCUUGCUUCCAUUCCCGUGCAGCAGCCACAAGCAGACAUUAAGGUUGCUAACAUCAUGGUGCAGCCCCUACCCCACUUUGGUGCCGUGAUCGUCAAUAUUGAUCCGCAGGGUCGGCCCGCACCAGAGAUCAAACCAUGCGUGGCAUCGGCCCCCUCUCCAUUCAAAAUGAAGCCGGCCUGCCUUCAGGAAAGGCGAGGCUCAAACGUAUCACUUACGUUGGAUAUGAGUACCUUGGGAAACGUUGAAACAUGCAGUAUUGCACCCACACCCCGUGAGAAAAUAUUCCUGGAGUAUCUACAAACUGCCAGCCAUGUGUUAACUAGAAUGCAACUGAAAGAAAUAGUCGCAAGUGCCCACUCCUUUCAAGCUGAAUUCAUGGAAAUUCCCAUGAAUUUUGUGAAUCCCAAGGAGCUGAGUAUCCCAUGUCAUGGAACUAAGAAUAGAUAUAAAACUAUUUUGCCAAAUCCACACAGCAGAGUGUGCCUGAUACCAAAGACUCAAGAGGAGCCCAUUAGCAGUACCUACAUUAAUGCCAACUACAUCCGGGGUUAUGGUGGCCAACAGAAGGCCUAUAUUGCAACCCAAGGGCCUAUGAUCAAUACAGUGAAUGACUUCUGGCGGAUGGUUUGGCAAGAGGAUUGCCCUGUGAUUGUCAUGAUAACCAAACUGAAAGAAAAAAAUGAGAAAUGUGUUUUGUAUUGGCCAGAGAAGCGUGGAAUAUAUGGCCAAGUUGAAGUUCUUGUGAACAGCAUUACUGAACGUGAGCAUUACGUCAUCCGCGAUCUUACUCUUAAGCAUGAAGGCAGAUUUCAAAACAUAAAGCACUUCUGGUACAAAUCCUGGCCUGACCACAAGACGCCCGACAGUGCUCAGCCGCUGCUGCAGCUCAUGCUAAAGGUGGAGGAGAGCAGACAGAAUUCACCUGGCCGAGGACCCAUAGCGGUGCACUGCAGUGCUGGGAUAGGAAGGACUGGCUGCUUUAUUGCCUUCACCAUUGGAUGCCAUCAGCUCAAAAAUGAAGGAGUGGUCGAUAUCCUGAGCAUUGUUUGCCAGCUGCGAGUAGACAGGGGAGGAAUGAUCCAGACCAGUGAACAGUACGGAUUUGUACAUCAUGCUCUGAGUCUGUACAAAAAUCAAGUCUCACCUGACACAAGCCAGUGAAUCUGUCACAUGGUACAUUUCAUCCAGAGCAACCUUUAAUGCUGACUCGCAUGUGAGUAAGCAGGUAAAGCAUAUUUACGAGCUAGAAAACCCAGAAGUGGAACCACCUUGUCAAUUGUUUGGCACUCACAGAAGUAAUGAAGCUAAAUACAGGAUGGAGUUUGCCAGAUUGCGCAAAGAUAUCUAAAUGAAUGUGGUAUAUAACUGAAAUUCUGUUAUAGGAAACUGACAAAAGUCAUGUGGCAUAUUGUUUGUGUCUAAUAAGGUUCUUCAUGUUACAUUAAAUUCAACAAUUAUUACAGAAUCUGUGGUCUAUGAACCUACAUUGGAAUAGCAGUGCUGGUUGAAAUUGUUUGUGGGAGACAAGGGUUAGAAGUAAAAUUGCCAGCCAUGUAUCAAAUAUUUCUGUAUUCCAAACUGACAGAGCUGUUAAUGUGAUUCAUUAAUAUGUACCAUGUGAAAAGUGCUAUUACAUAAUGUGGUGGAUUCUUUUUUGUUUUGCCACAAACCUGUAGUUGGCUUGCUGCCGAAAACACACAAGUGUUUACUUCAUGAAUUAACAAAAAACUGUCAAAUUCAGAACCUUUUAAUAAUCCAUAAAUGUUUUGUAUGUAAUGUGAUAUGGUGUUAAAUUGUAUGCACAUUGAUAAUGCAAACUAGCAGUCAAAUUGCACAAUGUUAAUCCAGUCAUUCCAUGUAUUCUUAUGUUCAUGAAUUUGUAUUUUAUUGAGACUGUCUUACUGUAAGAGCUUUCUAGAUAUUAAGCAAACCUGUGAUUAACACUCAGCAUUGUUUGCUCUCUUGUCCUCUCUCCGGGCAUAUAUAUUAUAGUUAGAUAUAAUACAGUAUAUGGAGAUAUACAAAUCUUUAAAUAAAUUGAAUAUCGUGAAAUUGUGUCAAUUUGUGUUCCUCUUGGGAUAGAAGUGUACACUGUAAAUCUGUGAGAAUAUAUAUACAGUAUAUAUAAAUAUAUAGCAACAUAAUAAUGGAAAACCAAAACUAUGAAGCAUUGAUGUUGUUUAAACUGUAUGCGACUAUUUGGCAUUUGUUCCAGUUGAUGAAAUGUUUUAAAUUCCUUUUUGUCAGUGCAGGAAAUUGUUUACAUGAAUAAGUUUUUUACAGAAAUCAGUGCAGAAUCUGCACUGGAUUACUCCUGUUUUUAUUCACGUCUGUUAAUUUGUGUGUAUAUUGACAAUAAA
Amblyraja radiata (thorny skate) is the source of this 3339-nucleotide messenger RNA. It is a transcript of the gene ptprr, whose product is annotated as protein tyrosine phosphatase receptor type R. The coding region runs from base 146 to 2140 and encodes 664 amino acids. Gene Ontology annotation, cellular component: cytosol; cell junction; plasma membrane. The transcript has 14 exons. Gene Ontology annotation, molecular function: protein tyrosine phosphatase activity; protein kinase binding. The record is from RefSeq and is a predicted model, not a curated record. NCBI's taxonomy places the organism in Eukaryota, Metazoa, Chordata, Chondrichthyes, Rajiformes, Rajidae. Gene Ontology annotation, biological process: signal transduction; protein dephosphorylation.